CCUAUGUAGCCCAGAGGCCGGUGGGUAGUGGGAGGCUGUUACGGUAGGUUGGGCUAGGUAUAUCGAAGCCGGACUCCCGCGGUGUUGCCAUUUUACCUUCAGCACGGCUAGUAAGUACAUACUAGAGUCGGCUGUGCCACUACCAUAGAUGUGUCUUUAGCGUAAAAAGAGGUGCAUGUUGGGAAUUCCCAUAUUUUGUACAAAAUUGAACUUUCUACUUCAAAUGCCCGCCAAUCACACAAAAAUUAACUUAUCGAAGAUCCCCCACGUAUUUCUCUAGCUAAACUCGCGUAGAUUAAGAGGAAAUUUUUUGUUUUUGUCUCUUUCCCUGUAACUUCCUUAUAUUUUGUUCCUUACUGGGAUCCAGCGGUACCUUAAAUUCGAGUUAAGUGUAUACGGCAGUGAUGAUGCGCUCCAGUGCGCAUGACCAAAAUUCCCACGAUGUCCAUCACUGGAUCAGCAUAGGUGCUAACGAAGUAGGCUGUGUUAUGUGUGUAAUAAUUAUGUUGUUUCCUAGAUAAAUGUUUAACUCUCUAAUUAAGAAUCUCUUUAAAUUGUUACAUCAGAUUUUUGUUAAAAGUGAUCAUUUAUAAAUAAUCGUGAAAUUUUGUGCAGUAAUCAACAAUUUCAAGUUUUGUAUCCAUGCAUUGUUUGUCAUUCAAGCAUUCUUCGCGUGUAGGUUAUGUAUGAGAUCAAGUCCAGCCAAGAUAUGUUUCAAGAAUACAACCCGGAAAAUUUGCCCUGCAAUGAGACAUUAUGGUUGAGAAUGGAUGCUUCGUGCUGCAUAACAUACAAUCCUGAUUCAAAUAUAGUAUUAACACGCUAUAUUAGCAAAGAAGACUUUCAAUUAGCGCAGAAAGAAACGAUACAAAACCUAUCUCUAUCGGACAAUCAACUGCAUUAUUUACCUGCCAAUCUCACAGAAUCUAUCGCAAAUUUAACUUGUCUUAAUUUAUCUAACAAUCGUCUAUACGAUUUGCCAGAUUCUUUAAAUCUAUUAAAAAAAUUAACGUACCUAAAUCUUGAUUAUAACAAAUUUCUCUGCAUUCCGAAUGUCGUCGGGCAAUUAACUAGUUUAAAAACACUAAAAGCUCACCAAAACCGCAUAACAUGUUGUAAAAACAAUUUAGAAACCUUGUCGAACUUGGAGAGUUUGGAUCUGAGUUCUAAUCAACUGAACGAUUUACCAAGUUCUUACGCAGGCUUAAUUCGUUUAAGAAGUCUUCGCCUUGCGAAGAAUGGAUUUAAAAAUAUUCCAGACUGCGUUACGAAUGGAAUGCCCAGUUUGCAGAUCUUUGAUUUCUCGCAGAACUGUAAUUCGAAGAUAGAUGUUCCUCCGAAAAGCACAGAUUUAAUCGCAUUUUACGCCGAAAGGAACAACAUUUGCCCGUUAUUCCCAACGUGGGUGCUAAGUCCCAAAUUGGUUCAUCUUGAGACAGUGUCGUUGAACGAAACGAUAUUUCGAAAGUACGAUCUGCCGGAAGAGUCGUUCGUGUCGCGCGUUAAAAAGUUGUCUAUGAAGCAAUGCAAGCUGUUGGAGACGACCGUGGAUAAAAUAAUUGCCGGAACGCCGUGUCUCGAAGAACUGUUAAUUGGAAACAGAAGAAAUAUUCACAAAAAUAUCUUCUGGUAUAUGCCGAUCGAGACGUUGAAAAAACCGUCCAAUCUGAAAGUGCUCGACGCGAGCGGAACAGAAAUUCCGUCGAUACCAAAAAUUAUCAAAAGUUUUGUUAAUUUGUCGGUAAUUAAUGUAAGUUGUAAUAACGUUAAUUGGUUGCCGGAUGAAAUCUGUUGUUUAAAGAACUUGAGCAGUUUGAUCAUAGAUUGGAACAGUUUAGUGGUUCUUCCCAAGAACAUCGGGGAACUGUCGUCGUUGAAAGAGUUGAAGGCGUGCCAUAAUAGUUUGAACGUAAUGCCCGAUACUGUCGGAGCAUUGACAAACUUGCAAUAUAUCGAUCUCUACGACAAUGAGUUUGAAACGGUGCCGGAAGCGGUGACCAGGCUGCCAAACUUGAUAGGAAUGGAUCUUGAGCAAAAUUAUUUUUCGACGGAUGAUUUAUUGCUCAAUAGGGAUGUACGUUAUGAAAAUAUGAGAGACGUUUUGAGGGAACAUUGGGACGAAGACUGUAAAUUCGUCGAUGGAAUGAAAGUACAAUCGGCAAAAGCUUUUCAUUCCUCCGAGGGCGAAGCGAAUUCUCCAUCCUUGUCGAGAUCUACCACGAACAGCUCGCUGGAAAAAGCGAAUUUAUUUUCUUAUCCAGAAAAUGCGGACGAUACGACAAAUGAACAUUGGGACAGCUCGGAAGAUUCAGCCGAUGAAUUUGAUCCUCAUGAAAUUAAAGAACCGAGGAGGCGUGUUUAUUCGCCAUUCACGUUUUACAAGCCAUCCCAGCGUGUCUUUUGUCCUGGAGAAUCUCACAAUAAACGGAUUAUAACGCGAGUUAAUAAAAUGUUGCGAAAUGGAACUCUAGGCUCGUCGACGAAUUUCGAAGAAGUUUCAACGGUGUCAAGUCGUACGCGGCUUUCACGAGUCGCAGACAUUCCAGAGGAUUCAAUUUCUGCGACAGAUGAACGAGCUCGGUCUCUUCGAGGUCGAUACAUCGAACGAGAGGCUCUUCCUUGAAAUGAAAACGUCCGUUUCGCGCGAGAGGAGAAAUCAUUCGAUUAUUUUCACACUAAAACGGGAAAUAGAUGUUGCCCGGCUCACCCUGUUCCCUGCGAAAACGACCAUCAAAACGUAAAUCCGUGCAAACGGUGUCAUUGUAACCGACCAGUCGCAUUUCGCUGUCAAAAGUGUAACUGCAACUGACUAUCGAUUACAGCUACCAUAUUUACAAAUCUGUUGCAUCGAGGAAUGAAAUUUCCGAAAGAUUCAUUAACGUCUGAACGUAUGCUCGGGUCGCAAGUUUUCGAAAUAAUACAACCGAUCAACUAUGAAGUUAGAGAUGAUCAAGUGUGUAUUCUAGUACGUUGUAUUCUCUUUCUGACGUUAAUUCAAACAAACAGUAUCGCCGAACACGUACGUUGCGCCGUUAAACGAGACUUUUUAUUCGAGGUUAUCAUUCGUUUAUUUAUUUUAACACUUAAACUUGUACGAAACAUGGGGGUUAAAACGCGUCAGCUUUUUAAGUAUUAUCGUGUUGAAAAAUGAAGGUUAUUAAAAUUUCACAUUGCAUUUAGCCGUAGAUGGUCAGAGAAACGUAUUUCUUUGAAAGAAUCUGUGGAGAAUGCGAUGAAAUAGCGCGUCAAACGUAUUGGAGCCCCUGAUGAAAUUUGGAAACAUUUGGAAAAAUGCAGCGUUUCUAUUUUUCCUUUCCUGUGUCGCUUCCUUCUCCCAGGUACACUUUCCGAUUCGACGUUUUAACUAUUUAAAGCGAUUAAUCAUUGUACCUGUUUCGCAAAGAUUAUUGCUGCGGAGGUCGAUGUGCCGGAACUCGAACUGUUAGCAUCGAAUUUGAAACCGGAAGAGUGCGUAAGACUCGUCUCCUUGGAUUCCCAGUGUAAGUUUACCAUAAGUGUGAAAAGUAUUGUAACAGACGAGGUAUACGAGUAGAGCUUUCAUCCAAUGUAUUCUUUCGGACCAUUUUUCUGGGGCUCUAGAGCCUUAUUACCAUUUUCGUGUCACUCGCAACGUUACCAACAGAUUUCGAAAUAAACACAAGCGGAAGUGAGACAGAAAAUGAAAUUACACAAA
Colletes gigas is the source of this 3694-nucleotide messenger RNA. RefSeq names its product leucine-rich repeat protein SHOC-2-like. The record is from RefSeq and is a predicted model, not a curated record. Bases 683 to 2623 code for a protein of 646 amino acids. NCBI's taxonomy places the organism in Eukaryota, Metazoa, Arthropoda, Insecta, Hymenoptera, Colletidae. Gene Ontology annotation, molecular function: protein binding. The transcript is spliced from 6 exons.